Messenger RNA from Diabrotica balteata, 495 nucleotides. The record is from the annotation of a GenBank genome assembly. Lineage: Eukaryota; Metazoa; Arthropoda; Insecta; Coleoptera; Chrysomelidae.
AUGAAAGAAGUUUCGGGAGGUUGCACCUCAAAAUACGUCGGAGAAUACUGCCAAUACCCGAAUCCGUGCCACCCGUCGCAAGGCCCCCGUUGUCAAAAUGGCGGCUCGUGUCAGGUCCGCGUGUCACCGGGUGAAGCGCCGAGCUUCACUUGUCAGUGUCCGCUCGGGUUUAGUGCUUCGCUGUGCGAGAUCAGAAUAGCGAAUUCAUGCGAUCAGAAACCGUGUUUGAACGGGGGCACGUGUUCUCUGCGGUCCUUGGAGUCGUACCAGUGCGCCUGCGCCCCUGGGUAUACAGGUGAACAUUGCGAAAAACAGGACCACUGUUCGUCGCAACCCUGUCGUAAUGGCGCAGAAUGCACUUCGGUCGGUGAUUCCUACAAGUGCACAUGUGCUCCCGGUUUUACGGGGGCUUCAUGUCGCGAGGAUAAGGACGAAUGCAAGCACAUGCCAUGUCGACACGGAAAAUGCCAUAACACCCAUGGAAGCUACACGUAA